AUGACAGAUGAUGUUGUAAUGAAAACUGAAAAAGAUGAAGAGAUAAAAACAAAUGAAACAAAUAUAGAUAAAAGUGAUAAUAAAUAUGAAAAAGAGAAUAAAGUAAGUGAGUUAUAUUUGGAUUCAUUGGAAACUUUAUUAUUAAUUCACAUAAUAAUUAAAUAUGAAGAAGAUAAAAAUACGUUUAAUUGGUCUUCAAUAAAAGAAUCAUUAUUAAAAGAAAUUGAAAAAUUAAAAGAUUUAAAUAUAACAAAUAAUAUUUCAAUGAAAAGUGAAGAGGAAAUUAAAAUAUUUUAUGAUAAAAUUCAAGAAAAUUUUGGAAAAGAUAAUAUAAUAAAUUUAGAAAUUUUAUUAAGAAAUAAAAGAAUAGAAAAAAUUAAAAACCAAAUUGAUCAAUAUAAUAAACAAUUAAAAGAAAAAGAAGAGAUUAUUGAUACUAUAAAACAAAAUUAUUUAAAUGAAUUAGAAUUAGAAAAACAAUUAGAACAAGAGAGAGAAAAAGAAAAGGAGAAAGAAAAAGAGAUUGAAAAAGAGAAAGAAAAAGAAAAAGAUGAAGAAAAAGAAAAAGAGAAAGAAAAAGAGAAAGGAAAAGGUAAAGAUAAAGCAAAAGAUAAAGAAAAAACAAAUACUACUACCACUACUACUACUACUAUUACUACUCCAACAACAGAAAAAGAAAAAAACACAUCAUCAUCAUCAUCAAAACUAAAAAGAAAUCAAAAACAAACACCAACAACAACAACCCCAGCUACAUUAAUAUCUACAAAUACAAACGAUGAUGAUGAACAAAAAAGAAGAGAAGAAGAACACCAAAGAGCAAGUUCAAAGAAAAUACUUUAUACAUCAAUGUUAAAGGUUUGGAAAGGUUUGAAUUCAAAUCGUUUUGCUUAUAUUUUUAGAUAUCCAAUUACAAAAGAUGAAGCACCAGAUUAUGAUUCAGUAAUUAAACAUAGAAUGGAUUUAACAACUUUGAAAAAGAAAUUAGAUGAUCAAGUUUAUAACACUUGUAGUGAAUUUAGCAAAGAUGUAAUUUUAAUUUUUAAGAAUGCAAUGAUCUACAAUCAAGAGGAUUCCGAUAUUUAUAAUAUGGCUGCAUCAAUGAAGAAAAUCGCUGAAAAAGAAAUGGAACCUUGCUUUGCAACUGAAGAAUUAUUACAAAGUGGCGCUGCAAAUUCAUUGGGUACAAGAUCAAAUAGAAGUGGUUCAAAUACUCCUUUAUCUACAAGUACUUCUGGUAAUAUAGUAUCUUCUUCUGGUAAUGGUGGUGGUGGUGGCGGCGGUGGUAGUGGGUCCACUAUGCCCUCGCCAUCAAUCAGAGGUAGAAAUAAACCAACUGUAAAUACAACCAUAUCGGCAAAUUCUUCAACAUCUUCCACCACCACUACCAACACCACUACCUCCCCAGCUACUACCACUACCACUGCUACAACUCCUAGAUCAAAAAAGAAUACUUCAUCAACAUCUUCUAUAGCGAGUGAAUCUGAUCAAUCAAAUCCAAAUACACCAUCAUUACAAGAGGAAACAAUUGAUACUUCAGAUCAUGAUUCUUCAACCUCAAAAUCAAAAGGUAGAGCUACAAGAAGUAGUACUAGAAAAUCAACUACUGCUGAAUCUACACCAGAAUUAAAAGAAGAUAUAAUUCCAAUUAAAAAAGUUUCAAAGAGACAAAGAAAUUCAAAAACUGAUGAAACAAUAACUCAUCAAGAUGAUCUUUAA
Molecule: messenger RNA, 1716 nt
Organism: Dictyostelium discoideum AX4
Lineage: Eukaryota; Evosea; Eumycetozoa; Dictyosteliales; Dictyosteliaceae
Product: bromodomain-containing protein
Exons: 2
Coding region: 1-1716 (571 amino acids)
Source: RefSeq, a predicted model, not a curated record